Nasonia vitripennis (jewel wasp) is the source of this 1458-nucleotide messenger RNA. RefSeq names its product mitotic checkpoint protein BUB3 (gene Bub3). Gene Ontology annotation, molecular function: ubiquitin binding. The transcript has 5 exons. NCBI's taxonomy places the organism in Eukaryota, Metazoa, Arthropoda, Insecta, Hymenoptera, Pteromalidae. Bases 221 to 1201 code for a protein of 326 amino acids. Gene Ontology annotation, cellular component: kinetochore; mitotic checkpoint complex; bub1-bub3 complex. Gene Ontology annotation, biological process: mitotic spindle assembly checkpoint signaling. The record is from RefSeq and is a predicted model, not a curated record.
UCGCUGAUCUUUCGCGGUUGGUUCGCCUCUUGUCUGAAUGCCCGCACACAACAAUAAAAACCGGGUACCUAAAUACUUGUUUUUACAGAGCUACCUGUCGUUUUAGCUCGUUCUUAUUAGUAUAUUUAUAAGAAAAUCUUUUCAAGCUGCUCCUGAACGAAGUGUGGCAUCAACUUUGACGUAAUUUGCAGUAGACAACGAGUGCUUUUCGCAAAGCAUCAUGGAGUCGCGAACGGAAUUCAAACUUAAAAAUCCACCGACCGAUGCCAUUUCGGCCGUCGAGUUUGGGCCGAAUUCAACACAAUUUUUACUAGUUUCAUCCUGGGACAGCACAGUAAGACUUUAUGACAUACAAACAAACACCAUGAGGUUAAAAUACAAUCAUGAUCUUCCAGUGUUGGACGUGGCGUUUCAGGAUGCCGUUCAUGCGUACAGUGGAGGCUUGGGCAACACUUUGAAGAUGUAUGAUAUCAAUACGAACACAGAAACUGUGAUGGGUACUCAUGAAGAGCCAAUAAGAAAAAUAGAAUACUGUGGAGCGGUAAAUGCCAUUCUAACUGGAGGUUGGGAUGCAGCAGUGAAACUUUGGGAUCCAAGAAGUCCAACUUGUGUAGGAAGUUAUCUUCAGCCUGAUGUUGUUUUAGCUCUUUCUGUUUGUGGAGACAAAUUUGUUGUUGGAACAGCUAAGAGGAAAGUUUGUAUUUGGGACUUGCGAAAUAUGGCUGGCAUGUUCCAGAGGAGAGAAAGCAGUUUAAAGUACCAGACAAGGUGCAUCAAGGGAUUCCCUAAUGAACAGGGAUACGUUUUAAGUAGUAUAGAAGGACGCGUGGCUGUGGAAUACUUGGAUACCACACCUGAAGCUCAAAAGAAAAAGUAUGCCUUCAAGUGUCACAGAAUAAAGGAAAAUAAUGUAGAGCACAUUUAUCCAGUGAAUGCGAUCAGCUUCCACUCUGGUUACAACACAUUUGCCACUGGUGGUUCUGAUGGAUAUGUUAAUAUUUGGGAUGGAUUCAACAAGAAAAGAUUGUGCCAGUUCCAUAGAUACAAUGCUGGUGUUGCAGCUCUUAGCUUCAGUCAGGAUGGCUCCGUGUUAGCUAUUGGAGUUUCAUACCUCAACGAAGCUGAAAUUCCACCUGGUGGUAAUGAUGAAAGAGAAGUUUAUAUCAGAUACGUGAAUGAUCAAGAAACCAAGCCAAAAUAAAAUAACUACUUGAGAUCAUUACAAAGACCGAAUGGAACCCUCCAAUAUCGUGCGACUUCAUUUCUUAGUUAAGUAAAUAUUUCUUAUUUUUAUUCUAAUUAGCAUUUAUUGUACAUUGUAUAAAGUUUACUGAAGUAGGAAUGUUUUUAGACUUGUAAUCUUAUGAACUUUUGUAUAUUGAUAAUACAAUUUUUUGUAUGUGAACAGAAAAAGUAUAUGACGUUUGUGUAAAAAGAAAUAUACUAAUUUAUUUAAUA